AGGGGAAAAAUUCCUCUACUUCUCGCAGUGGAGGCAGGUAACCAGUCUAUGUGCAGAGAACUUUUGAGCGCACAGACGGCGGAACAACUGAAGGCGCAAUCUGCCAAUGGAGACACGGCACUCCACUUGGCUGUUAGACGGAAAGAUAUCGAUAUGGUUAGGAUUCUCGUUGAUUACGGAACCAGUGUUGAUAUUCGCAACGGGGAGGGACAGACACCCCUCCACGUAGCGGCAGCUGAAGGCGACGAGGUCCUGGUAAAAUAUUUUUAUGGUGUGAGAGCUUCUGCCAGCAUCACGGAUAAUCAAGAUCGAACUCCGAUGCAUUUAGCUGCCGAAAAUGGACACGCCAAUAUUAUUGAACUCCUUGCGGAUAAGUUCAAAGCCAGCAUACUUGAAAGAACCAAGGAUGGAUCAACGUUGAUGCACAUAGCGUCUUUGAAUGGUCAUGCAGAUUGUGCAACGAUGCUCUUCAAGAAGGGAGUUUACCUUCAUAUGCCGAAUAAGGAUGGAGCCAGAAGCAUUCAUACUGCCGCAAGGUAUGGUCACGUUGGAAUAAUCAAUACACUGCUGCAAAAAGGUGAAAAAGUUGACGUAACAACAAAUGAUAAUUAUACUGCCCUUCACAUAGCCGUGGAAUCAUGCAAACCAGCUGUUGUUGAAACUCUUCUAGGGUAUGGAGCUGAUGUUCAUGUUAGAGGUGGAAAGUUGAAAGAAACAGCCCUGCACAUAGCUGCAAGAGUUAAAGAUGGCGAGAAAUGUGCGCUGAUGUUACUCAAAUCAGGUGCUGGUCCAAACUUAGCAACGUACGAUGGACAAACGCCUGUUCAUGUAGCUGCAAGGUACGGUAAUUUACAAACACUCCUGCUACUACUAGAAGAUGGUGGGGAUCCUCAAUUCAAGAAUAAGAAAGGUGAAACGCCGCUCCAUCUUGCUAGCAGGGACUGCAGACCAGAUGUUGUGCAACAUUUAAUCAACUACAUAAAAGAUCACAAAGGUGAAAACAAAGCAGCUGCAUAUGUGAACGAAGUCAACGACAACGACGAAACUGCCCUACACUAUGUGUGCGCGGUUCCGAAGGAUGAGGUGGAAAUGCCCAACUCCGAUAGAGAAGUAGUUAAACUUUUGUUAGAAAAUGGGGCAGACGUCAAGUUGCAAACGAAACAACACGAAUCCGCUUUCCAUUAUGUAGCUUUGGCAGGCAACAACGAUGUGCUGAUGGAAAUGAUUUCUCACAUGUCACCAACCGAUUCUCAGAAAGCUCUUAAUAGACAGAACGCUAUCGGCUGGACACCUCUGCUGAUAGCGUCACGAAAAGGUCAUAUUGAUCUGGUUAACAAUCUCCUUGGGAAUCAUGCGAGGGUGGAUGUUUUCGACUUGGAAGGUCGGUCUGCCUUGCACUUGGCAGCUGAACAGGGAUAUCUGCAAGUGUGCGACAGUCUCCUCUCUCACAAAGCCUUUAUCAACUCAAAGUCUAGAAACGGUCGAACUGCAUUACAUUUAGCAGCUAUGAAUGGGUACAUUCACUUAGUCCAAUUCUUGAUUAAAGACCACAAUGCUGUUAUAGACAUUUUAACGCUGAAGAAGCAAACUCCCCUGCACUUAGCUGCAGCUGCUGGACAAAUAGAAGUUUGCAAGCUAUUGCUUGAUCUCGGCGCUGACAUAGACGCUACAGAUGAAGACGGUCAGAAACCUAUUCAUGAUGCCUGCCAAAAUAAUCAUUCCGAAGUUGCCAAAUUAUUCUUACAACAGCACCCUAGUCUUGUAAUGGCUACAACUAAAGAUGGGAAUACCUGCGCCCACAUAGCUGCAGCGAAGGGUAGUGUCACUGUGAUAGAAGAACUGAUGAAAUUUGAUAGACAAGGUGUGAUAUCUUCAAGAAAUAAACUCACAGACGCUACCCCACUGCAGAUUGCUGCAGAAGGAGGACAUGCCGAAGUCGUAAAAGCCUUAGUCAGAGCUGGUGCUAAUAUAACAGAUGAAAAUAGGGCAGGCUUCACCGCAGUACAUCUGGCUGCCCAGUACGGACACAUGCAAGUACUUGAAGUUUUGCGGUCUUCCAAUUCUCUUCGCAUUAUUAGUAAGAAACUUGGAGUGACUCCUCUUCACGUUGCUGCUUAUUUCGGCCAAGCUGAUACGGUGCGAGAACUGUUAACUCACGUCCCUGGAACAGUUAAAUCCGACCCACCAAAUGGAGCGUCGUUAGUGCCUACUUUAGGAAAUGAAUCUGGUAUGACACCGCUCCAUCUAGCUUCCUUCUCUGGGAAUGAAAAUGUUGUGAGGUUAUUGUUGAAUUCUGCUGGUGUACAAGUUGACGCUGCAACCCACGAAAAUGGUUAUAACUCAAUGCACUUGGCCUGCUAUGGAGGACAUAGUACUGUGGUUGGCUUACUGUUGAGCAGAUCCGCGGAGCUUCUCCAGAGUCAUGACAAACAUGGCAAAACAGGGUUGCACAUAGCGGCACAACAUGGGCAUUACCAAAUGGUGGAGGUUUUAUUAGGUCAAGGUGCUGAAAUCAAUGCUCCGGAUAAAAAUGGUUGGACUCCUCUACAUUGUGCCGCAAGGGCAGGUUGUUUCGAAGUGGUAAAAUUGUUAGUUGAGUCUGGUGCAUCACCGAAAUCCGAAACAAAUCUUGGUGCUGCACCGAUAUGGUUUGCUGCGUCUGAAGGACACCAUGCUGUGUUGGAAUAUCUGAUGACGAAAGAGCACGAUACGUAUGCUUUGAUGGAAGAUCGUAGAUUCGUAUACAACCUAAUGGUGUGCUCUAAAAACCACGACAACAAACCACUCAAGGAAUUCAUCCUUGUCUCCCCUGCUCCCGUGGACACAGCUGCAAAAUUAUCAAAUAUACUGAUUGUGUUAUCUAACAAAGAAAAGGAGAGAGCAAAAGAUUUGAUAGCAGCUGGAAAAUUCUGCGAAGGAAUGGCCACCGAAUUGCUAGCUCUGGCUGCUGGGGCAGAUUCUGCUGGCAAAAUCCUCACUGCGACUGAUAGAAGAAAUAUUGAGUUUCUGGAUGUUUUGAUAGAAAAUGAACAGAAGGAAGUAAUCGCGCACACAGUUGUUCAACGAUAUCUCCAGGAACUCUGGAGAGGCGCUCUCAACUGGACAGCGUGGCGGACCCUCUUGCUGUUCGUGUUUUUCAUAAUCUGUCCACCAGUGUGGAUAGCGUUUACUCUUCCAUUAGGCCAUAAAUAUUAUAAAGUACCGAUUAUCAAGUUCAUGUCGUACCUUACAUCCCACGUGUAUCUGAUGCUGUUCCUUUUGGUGGUAGGCAUAACACCACCAUAUCCAGUCGUACGAAAAACUUUAAUUCCUUACUGGUACGAGUGGAUUCUCCUAAUAUGGUUAAGUGGGUUGUUGUUGUUCGAACUUACCAAUCCCAGCGACAAAUCCGGGUUGGGGUGGAUAAAAAUAUCGGUUUUGUUAUUCAGUAUAUUUGGUGUAGGGGUUCAUUUGUUGGGAUUUUUGUUUAUUGAAAAGACUUACUGGCCCACUUUGAUGUAUUGUAGAAAUCAACUAUUUGCUCUCAGUUUUGUACUAGCGUGUGUUCAAAUUUUGGACUUUCUGUCAUUUCAUCAUUUGUUCGGCCCUUGGGCUAUCAUUAUAGGAAAUUUAAUGAAGGAUUUGGCAAGGUUUCUAGCUGUGCUAGCGAUUUUUGUUUUCGGAUUCUCCAUGCAAUUUGUUGCUCUCAAUCAACCUUUCCAUAAUCUAUCCAAAGACGAACUUCUAAGACUCAACAAGCAAGGAGUUUUGGAAAGAGGAUAUUUCGUAGCAGUCCAAAAGAAUCCGAUCAGUGCUUUUGAGCUGCUGUUUUUCGCGGUUUUUGGCCAAACAUCUACUGAACAACUGAAAAGCUACGGCCCAAACGCCAUCAACCGUUCUAAUAAUCAACCCUAUUGGACGGAAGUACUUUUUAAGUUCGUUUUCGGCGUGUACAUGUUGGUGUCUGUCGUUGUGCUGAUUAAUCUACUCAUUGCUAUGAUGACCGAUACUUACCAACGUAUACAGGCCCAGUCAGACAUCGAGUGGAAAUUUGGUCUAAGCAAGCUGAUUCGUUCUAUGCACAGGACUACUACCGCGCCGUCCCCAAUAAAUUUAAUAACGACAUGGUUGUUCUACUUAGUUGACGUUUGUAAGAAACGUGUGAAAACAAGAAAACGUCAGAGUUUGGUACACCUCAUGGGGAGCUUUCAAAAAACUACUCAGUUAAGUCCCCGUUCAAAAGCUGGAGCAAAAUGGCUGUCUAAAGUCAAGAAAGGUCGGCAGAUCGCUCCUAAAGAAUCUGUUGCACUUUCCGUAGCACAUCUGAGUCCACUCGGCUCACAAUUGAGUUUUACAACACAUACUACAAGAAUCGAGCAUGUAACCGAUUGGGAAGCCAUAGCAAAGAAAUACAGAGCACUCAUGGGCGAGGUAGAUGAAACAAAAGAACAGUCAAAUGAAGGAAAUGAUGAGCAGGAUGAAGACGAAGUAGUUCCCAAUUCACUUCAAGUACAAAACUCAUCUUUCGGUUAGGUAAAAGAAUUAACGAAUUCGUUACAAUUAUUUUCUAUACUUACCUGAAGGAAAUAGGAUUUCUACUAAAUAUGACUGUUAUCAAUAAUGAAUAAAAAUGUAAUCUUUU
This is a messenger RNA of Leptinotarsa decemlineata (Colorado potato beetle), 4621 nucleotides long. RefSeq names its product no mechanoreceptor potential C. The record is from RefSeq and is a predicted model, not a curated record. Gene Ontology annotation, cellular component: membrane. Lineage: Eukaryota; Metazoa; Arthropoda; Insecta; Coleoptera; Chrysomelidae. Gene Ontology annotation, biological process: calcium ion transmembrane transport. Gene Ontology annotation, molecular function: calcium channel activity; protein binding.